Messenger RNA from Talaromyces proteolyticus, 3400 nucleotides. RefSeq lists its product as uncharacterized. Gene Ontology annotation, molecular function: protein binding. Lineage: Eukaryota; Fungi; Ascomycota; Eurotiomycetes; Eurotiales; Trichocomaceae. The transcript is spliced from 4 exons. Bases 82 to 2934 code for a protein of 950 amino acids. Gene Ontology annotation, cellular component: EMC complex. Gene Ontology annotation, biological process: protein folding in endoplasmic reticulum. The record is from RefSeq and is a predicted model, not a curated record.
CGGGAAGUUGGGCCUGUUGAACAAUUAUCACUUUUAGGACUGUCGCGGCCACCAACGAAUGAUCACAGCGACAAGAGGACCAUGAUGUGGUUUCAAACAGCGCUGGUGCUCCUCGCGUCUUGCGCCACCAAGUCGUUGGCCAUUUUCGCUGAUGAAGUCAAUCAUCUCGAUUAUCACCACGAGCUCCUCGGUACCCCAUCCUCGCAGUCAACUUUCUUCCACCGACCGUCCUCUACUUCGAAUGCCUCGUUGCUAUAUACUGUGUCAGAAAACCUAGUUGUUGCAGCCGUGAACCCGAAAGAUGGAACUAUUGUUUGGAGGCAAGACCUAGCACAUUGGACUACAACCGCGAAACAUGGUGAAGGAUUCCUUCGUGCUAGUGAUGGAGAGUCUACAGUCGUCAGCGCGGCUGGAGAUAUAAUUGUAUCCUGGGGGGCAACAGAUGGAAAAUUGGCUUGGAAAGUGAGGCCAGUUGAAGGAGUUGUGAAAGAUUUGGAGUUGCUGGAGCUUGAAGAUGGCCGCACAACUGAUGACGUGCGGGAUGUGCUCGCAUUGUCUGGAGAUAAAACAAGCACUGUUCAAAGGUUAGACGGCACUACAGGGAAGGCUAAGUGGGCGUAUAAGGAUGACAGCGGAGAUGUUCCCUUCCAAGUGUCUUCGUCCUCAACAGAAAUAUUCUACAUUUCCCUCCAGUCGGCUUUGCUUAAAGGCAAUAAGAUCAGAGUGACAGUUUUAGACUCCCGGACUGGACGUCAGACUCGAAAUUAUGUUCUAAGCUCUGAAAGCGAAGUUUCUGGGCCCGGAUCUAUUCUCUACGUUGGUGCGAAUACCGCCUCGCCUUUCAUUGCGUGGGCAGAUAAAUCCAACAAAGCUCUGAAGGUCAACAUCUUGGGUUCGAAGAACGUCAAUACACUAAACAUUGAAAACGCUACUGGUGAUGAGAUCAGUAAAAUUUCGGUACACGGGCCCGAGGGUCUGAAUUGCCUUCCUCACUUCCUGGUCCAUUACGAAACGGACACGGAAUCAUGGGCAGAGGUCUAUCAUAUCGAUUUAAAGUCCUCUUCCAUUUCAAAAGCCUACCAAUUACCGCGUUUGGGUGGGAUUUCCGUCUUCGCCGCCAGCCACAAAGCCGCGAAUGUUUUUUUCACUCGGAUUACCGAUUCCGAGGUUUCUGUUGUUGGUUCAGUCUCACAUGGAGUUCUCGGCAGGUGGCCUUUCAAAAAUUCUAGCGGCGAAACCAUAAAGCAUGCUCUUGCAGAGGUCGUUAGUAAAGGGACUUCGGCUGUUGUUCGAUUCGCCUACGUACUAGAAUCUGGGGAUUGGAAAUUGAACCGAAAUAGUGGAACCGACUGGACUAGGCAUGAGUCUCUUUUUGGUGCAGUUGCAGCUGGUUGGGCCGAACCCAACAGUAGCGAGGAACUCGUUCACGAGCUCGAACUUGAAGGUCACGAGGAUAUCCUUUCUGCCUACAUUCAUCGCGUGAAGCGCCAUACUAGAGAUCUCCAACAUCUUCCUAAAUGGCUUCAGGAACUGCCGGGACGUAUUUUCACAAGCUUUAUAUCCGCUGAAGUCACCAAUCUUGACAGUUUUGGUCUCCGAAAGUUGGUUCUAGUAGCGACAGAGAGGGGUCGUGUUAUAGCUAUUGAUACAGGAAACCACGGUGCUGUUGUCUGGAACACCAAAGUUGCAGAUACGACGAAUUGGAAUGUCAAAGCCAUCAAGACCGCAUUCAAACUGGCUACCGUCUAUAUCGAGGAUGGAAGCUCUGUCUCUCUCAAUGUGACAACUGGGGAGAUCAUUUCACACCAAGAAAGUAACUCCAAUGUUCAGUCUGUUGCAUAUAUUCCGGAUGAAUCCAGCACAGGCACCAUUACUAUUGGUGUAGCCAAGGAUGGCACUCCUUCUGAACCUCUACACAGCUCGGAUUACUUAGUCACUCUAAGCGACGAUGGCCGAGUUCUUGGAUGGAUUUUAGGAGAUAACAAAACCCCAGUGUGGCAGUUCUUACCCCCCCACGGUGAGCGAGUCAUUCAUGCAACAUCAAGGCCAUCCCAUGACCCCGUCGCAUCUAUUGGCAAAGUUUUGGGGAACAGGUCAGUCCUUUAUAAAUAUUUGAACCCGAACCUAGCUCUUGUUACUUCAGUAGGACAUAGCUCUGUCACUUUCCACCUACUUGAUGCGAUCUCUGGCAUAAUUCUCUACUCUAGCACCUAUACGGGUGUUGACAUAACGCAACCGAUUACGUCUGUAAUCUCAGAAAACUGGUUUGCAUGCUCGUUCUGGGCCGAUUUGACGAACCGUUCCGAGUCCAAGGGUUAUCAGCUCGUGGUUUCGGAACUCUAUGAGUCUCCAGUUCCUAACGACCGUGGUCCGUUGGACUCCGCUUUAAAUUAUUCUAGUAUUUCUGGGGAAAAUCCUUUGCCCAGACCUUAUGUGUUAUCUCAGGCCUUUGUUAUUCCAGAACCCAUUUCGCAUAUGGCUGUAACACAGACUCGCCAAGGCAUUACUGUACGCCAGCUCAUCUGUACACUCCCGUCAUCGAACUCGAUCGUCGGUAUUCCCCGAAAUGUCCUCGACCCUCGUCGCCCUGUUGGCCGGGAUCCCACUGCGGGUGAAACAGAAGAGGGUCUAUUCAAAUAUAGCCCUUACCUUGAAUUUGACGGCAGAUGGUACUUGACCCAUUCGCGGGAUGUCGCAGGCAUCCAAAAGGUCAUUUCCUCUCCAACUUUAUUGGAGAGCACUACCCUGGUUUUUGCUUUCGGGGGUGAUAUAUUCGGCACUCGGGCAACUCCAAGUCAAGCGUUCGAUAUUCUCGGAAGCAGCUUCUCAAAGCUGCAAUUGCUGGCUACGGUGGUGGCCCUUGCAGUUGGUGUGUGGUUUUUGGCUCCAAUGGUUCGGAGCAAACAAAUUAAUCUGCUAUGGAAGAGAAUGUGAGGACCUGUGAAAUUGACACUGAAAAUGACCGCAAGUGAUGCCAUUUAAUGCUACAAUCUCGCCUUUAACUCCAGCCGCAGUUUUAAGAUCCAUCACUUGCUUCGUACCAUGAUUCUGCAUGUGUCCAGCAUUCUUAUUAUUAUUUAGACGCGAUGAUGCUAGCGCUCACUUAAUUAAACAUUCCGUUUCAACUCACAGUCAACGAAGCUCUUCUACUACGAAAUCAGACUCCUCAUUCUAUUUCAAGCGGCCUGGUCGAGCGUCAUAUAAAAUGCUCUUAUCCAGGCUUUACCCUCCCACUCCUUCGAUAAAAAAGGCGCUUUUCUAGCUCCCUUGAUAGAUUGAUCGUUUUAUAGUUUCCGUUUGCAAGGUGGCCAAUAUUCGCCUCGCUUCUUUGGAUAAUUUGUAUCAAAGCUUCGAGAAUGCCAGUAUUGUCUAUACAUGCAAAAUACCAGGUAUACCUUAC